This is a messenger RNA of Salarias fasciatus (jewelled blenny), 1216 nucleotides long. Its product is annotated as alpha-tectorin. The coding region runs from base 37 to 1167 and encodes 376 amino acids. NCBI's taxonomy places the organism in Eukaryota, Metazoa, Chordata, Actinopteri, Blenniiformes, Blenniidae. The record is from RefSeq and is a predicted model, not a curated record. The transcript has 9 exons.
CGAGCUGAGAGAAGCCAGAGGGACAGGCGCUGGAAGAUGGCACCUGCGGGUUUGGUUUUGGCCUGCUUGCUGUUCACCGUGAGGAUGGUCGGCGCCUCAGCGGUGUAUCUGGAGCCUGAGCAGGAGGAGCUCAAUGAAACCGUCAUAUGUACCAACGACCACAUGGAGGUCGUUAUUCCAAGUGCGUUUUUUCUCACCAAAGUGCCUCCAGUUUAUGUUUGGGAUUUGCAUCUAAAUGACCCGGAGUGUCGCGGCGUGGAGGUCGAAGAUGUCUACGUCUUCAGCAUAAAGACCAACCUGUCAGACUGCGGGACGAUAAUGGCCUCGGAUGACACACACAUCAUGUUCAUAAACACCAUACACAACAACAUUUCAGACGUCAUCACCAGGAACUACAUCAACAUAACCUUCGUGUGCCGUUACCCCAUCAACUACAUGGUGCAACAGCCCGACGGGGGCAACAUGAUCCGAGUGGACGUCAGAACCAUCACCCUGAACACGGAGGACGGGAAUUUCUCCGUGUCGAUGCUGCUGUACAAAGACGACGCUUUUCAGGACCGGUGGACGACGGUGCCGUCUCUCACCCUCGACGACGACAUCUUUGUCAAAGUUUUCAUGAUCCCGGCCCACCUGAUGCUGCGUGUGGAGAGAUGCUGGGCCACCCCGACCAGCGACCCGUACAGCAAUAUUCAAUACACCUUCAUUCGAGACAGCUGCCCCGUCCUGUCGAACAAGCAGACCCUGAGCGUGAUGAGGAACGGCCAGGGUCCAGAGGCCACCUUCCGGAUACAGAUGUUCAAGUUUGUGGGCAGCUCCUACACCGACGUCUUCCUUCACUGCAACGUCCAGAUCUGCCACGGCGGCCUGUGCCAGCCCAACUGCUCUGGUGAAGAUGGAUUAAUGAGAUCCCGGAGAGACGUCCCUCUGUCUCACACUGUGUCUUAUGGACCAAUCAGACGAGUAUUAAACAGCAGUGAUAAACCUAUUCUGACUGCAGCCGGAGUCCUGUCUGCGGAGACCUUUGUCCUGGGGGGGCUGCUGGUGGUCCUGCUGCUGAUCACAGCAGUGUUCGGGAGGCUGUGGCUUCGCUCCAGGCGCUUCUACCCGGCGCGCGAGGCACAGCUCACCCUGUCCAACAUACACCACAUCUCCGAGGUGGCCUCGUGAUUCCCAGACCUCAUCCAGCUGACCAACGGACGCAGAAACAAACACACGG